Molecule: messenger RNA, 1986 nt
Organism: Oldenlandia corymbosa var. corymbosa
Lineage: Eukaryota; Viridiplantae; Streptophyta; Magnoliopsida; Gentianales; Rubiaceae
Source: the annotation of a GenBank genome assembly
CCGGCCCAAUUCAAGACUGUUAACACAAACCGUGUCAUAUUGUCGCCGGAGAACACGAAUUUUUCGUAGACUUUCGUCGUUUCAGAGUUCAGAGUGGCGGUUUACCCACGCGAGCAACUGCAAUCGCAUCGCCGGCGGGAGAGUGAAAGGAAGAAGUCAAGAGUCUUGUAAACUCUGUACCACUCUCGGACGACAUUUCUAUGGGUUAUGUGCAGGAAGCCCGCGAGAAUCACGUCAAAAAGAAGGUUGAAGAAGGUAAAAAUUGGAAGACAUUAAUAAUACUGUUUCCAGCGGAGUAUUGUAGAUAGUUUGGUUAUUUUUUAAUCUAAUUUCUGAUUUAUCUCUUAACAUAGCUGCCCCGGGAAUGAAUGGAAAUGAACUCUGAUUAACCUCAAUUUAUGCUUUCUCUUAAUUGGGUUCUAAUGUUCUAUAUAGUGUCUGCAGCUGUCCAUUUCAUGAAACUGUUAAUUAUGCUUCUGCAUCAGUUUCUUUUUUUUUCUUUUUCUUUUUAAUUUAUAUGCAUAAUAACAAAUCAUACUCUUGACAGUUUCGGAUAUUCGUUCUCACUGUUUUCUUGCUUGUAAGUAUGAAGGGUUUAUGCUUGAGAACUGUGUUUUCUUCCCCCCUCUCAUUUUUUUCUGUUUAGAAUAGUUGAAAUUUUAUUUUAUGAGUAUAAGAUGUGAUUCGGUAGCUAGAUUUUUGUGCUGAUUUUCUCUUGAAAUUGAUAUGCUGUUAUGAUCUAAUUAGCUUGCGCAUUUCUUUAUCCUAGUGAAAUCAUCCUCAAGGAAAUCCCCCCUGGUAUUUUUUUCUGAAGUAGGUACUUCAUGUGCCUAGAUGUCCCCUUAUAUUUUCUAAACUCUUCUGUUUAUAAUUAGUCCCCUGUACGGAAAGAUUAACUUGUUUUUAGUGAAAUGAGAUGAAAUUGUGUGAUGUUCCAUUAUCACGGUCAGUGAACUAGGCUUCUGGCUAUGUCAACUGUUCAUUUAUGUCGUCUUAUCAAGUUUUAAUUUGUCAUACAGAUUGAGCCAUUGAGGCCCAUUCUGUAAUUUGUUUAUACAUUUCUAUUUUAAGCCACAUAAUAGAAUUUUUACGUCUCCGCCUGUUGUAAACUCUCGGGUUCAUUAGUUCUUUAGAGUUUACAAUUGACUGUUCCAAGCCAGUGUAAAGGAGGAGGGUUACGUUAGGUUGGCAGCCAGUGUAAGACUUUGCCACUCUCAUGAAUAGAAUUUUUACUUUUAUAGCCUGUAAUUUUGUCCUGUUAGCGAACAUUUGUGUUUCAGCUUGAUUUAGCAAUUUAUUCGCCCACUAUUUCAGCGUUGCGCAGCAAAAUGAAGCAGAAAGCACUUAAAGCAUGUGAUCUUUACACUUCGAAGUAUGCUGAGUGUGCUGUGGGGAGGACGCUAUCAGUUGUUUGGCAAUGUCGCAAACAAGCUAAGGAACUUAAUGAAUGCCUUCAUCAGUUCACAAAUGACACUGUGUUGGAAGAAAUGAAGAAAGAAUAUGCUCUUCAACAAAGUGGGAAAGAAUCUUUGAGUUAUUGAAGUUUGCUUUCUUCAGUUCGUGCUCUCUUAUUGUCCCCAGUUCCUGCGGCAGAAUGGCAAUGAUGGCCACCUCCUCCUAUGUUUUGCAUUCCUCUCUCUGCGGAUGCAAUGGAACGGGGAAUCGGAAUCGUGCGGAUGAAAUACAUAAUGUGUCUUUUACUCUGGGACUUUAAUUCACAUUGGAAAGAGUUUGUACUUUGACGUUGAUACAAAACAUAUCAUUCUUAAUCCAAGCUGUCUUCCCUGUUAAUUUUUAGUAUGGCUUUAGGUACUAUAGCAAUAGUUCCUUGUGUUUGCUCAGUUUUCUUUAUGUUUUUAUAUUUUUAAUGUAUCAUUUUACAUUUUAAUUAUAAUUUCAAGAUUAGGAGUAGCACGACUAGUUGUUGGCAAUAGGCUUUCAUAUGACAGUUUUUUUUUCUAAAUAUAAAUAGCUACCUUUAUGGCC